AUGUCUUGCGAGCCCGCUCAUACCCGGGUCCACCCCCGCCGUCGUGCCUUAAAUGGUGGCCAGUCUGCUCUCUCUGCCACUCCCAAAAUGGACACGACACCAGAGAGUCUGCCUAGCAUCCAACGAGGAACUACUUUCAACUCUCCCUCAUUGCCGCCCAGUCAAGACCGGGAUCCUCUUCUGAACAUCCCCUCGUUGCCGCGGCGUUCACCUACUUGCCCAAAGACUCUCGAAGCUGUUGCCGCUGGCCGCAAGCGCAUGGAAGAUAUCCUCGGCCAGAUUGAUCUCAGCUCACUAUCAUUGUCUGGUGAACCUGGUGAAGACGACCAGAAGAACGCUAGCUUGGCACAGCCCGGCGAUUACAAAAGCAAAUCUUCAACUCGUGGCAAUAAGAUGACCGAUAUGCCCGCUGUUUCGAACCCAGUCACUCAUCGUCGACAAACCUCUGACAGUGGCCUGGGCUCUUCCAUCAGUGCGACUGGACCUAACGAACGCAAAACAGUACACUUUGCUGCUGACCAUGAAGGAGCGGCUUUCACCCAGACCGCUUUCACCCAAAGCGUGACUUCUUCGGAGACAGAGGAAGAUCUGCAGCCGCUAUCUGAUGCUGCAUGUAGACACAUUCACACAAGGAUUGUCACGCCUAUCCUGCGUGAAGAGAAGCUGAAACCUUUCCAUCCUCUUGUAUCCAGUGUUCCUGCACGGAUCAAUAGGAAAGAGGUCAGAUGCUUGCGUGACCUAGAAAAGAUAUUAUUGUGGUUGGCACCGCGCUAUUCGGCUCCUCUUCAGCUAUUCUCUCGGUACUGCGAAUUCACGAUUCAACGCAUUUAUAUGACCGUUCCAUUUCUCAACGAACGUGAUCAGCAUUUGCCCACCGACCGCCCUUACACUAACGGAUAUUUCCUCGACCUCGUCGGACAGAUUCAACAGUACGCGGCCAUGGUAUCCGCUCACCGCCAACGCGCCCGCACCCAGUCACCUUCAUCAAAAUCAGGCGUUGAUCUCACCACCAUGGAGCCUCUCACUCUCGAGGGCGGACUAGCUCAGACUGGGCGUCCUGCCACUCUAGUAUCCCAUCUUGACGGUAAACCCGUAUCUCUAGCUGAUGGUGCUUCUUACGAUCCAGCCACCAUUCCUGCCAUGAAGCGCACCCACAGCGGCCUGAGCAAUGACGAGGGAAUCGAACGCUCCAUGGCUCGCCGCAAGAAGAACGCGCCUCCUAUGGAUAUCAACAAGAAAUGCAGCCACUGUGACAAGAUUUUCAAACGGCCGUGUGACUUGACCAAGCACGAGAAGACUCACUCCCGCCCUUGGAAAUGCAGUGACCCAGACUGCAAAUACUUUGUCGUUGGAUGGCCAACCGAGAAGGAGCGCGACCGCCACGUCAAUGACCGCCACUCAAACGCUCCAAGUAUCUACCGGUGCAAAUUUUCUCCAUGCAGUUAUACAUCAAAGCGCGAGAGCAACUGCAAGCAGCAUAUGGAGAAGGCCCAUGGUUGGCAAUAUGUUCGAUCGAAGAACAACGGCAAGCUCGGCGGCAAGCUUCCUUCACCAUCGGCUUCUGGGUCUUCGCCUCAACAAACUCCACCUACACCGGCGAUGUCUACUCCUGUUUCCAACCUAACAACAGACAUUCCCACACCUGGAAGCGGGCAGAUGGCUUCCCCAUACUCAAAUCCCGUCUCAUACGACCCGUCUGUGUACAACCCUUCUCCUCAGUACGAUGAGCCCCAAUACAACGUCACCCAGUAUGAAGAGCCUCAGUACGAUGGGUUCGUCGCCAUGUCCGGUGGACAGCCAUUCAAUUUUGCGGAGCCUCCUCUCGCUCCUGCUUUUGAUUUCCAACUGUUCCCUGAGGCCGACUUGAACUCGAUUGGGCUGGAAAACUUGCCACCAACUGAUGAGUUUAUGGACUUCCAAGCGGCCCUCGAAGCAUCCGAUCCGUCUGGUCUCGUUGCACCAUCUACAGACAUGGACCUUGACCAAUUCGGACCAGACCAGAUGAGCCAAUAUUGCUUUGACAGUGAAUUUUACAACUAUCAGCAUGGCAACGGGAUGCCUGAGCUUUAA
Messenger RNA from Talaromyces rugulosus, 2070 nucleotides. RefSeq lists its product as uncharacterized. NCBI's taxonomy places the organism in Eukaryota, Fungi, Ascomycota, Eurotiomycetes, Eurotiales, Trichocomaceae. The record is from RefSeq and is a predicted model, not a curated record. Bases 1 to 2070 code for a protein of 689 amino acids. The transcript has 3 exons.